GCAUUACGCCCUGCUGCCCGCACGAUAGAAGAAGCAGUGCUCUCAUAAAAAAGUUUCGACAUUUUUAGGCAGGGUUGCUUUUUUCUUCUAUACUCAUCAACAUUUUCCACCAAUUCUGUCGUUUUUACCCGGUAUUUUUAUAUUCACAAAAAAACCAACAUGUCUUCAGCCAGCUCCUUUUUUUCGCACAACUCACUCGGAGAAAAUACGCUACGAACAAACGCCCCAAGCCUUAAGCGCAGAAGAAGCAUCCUCGAACCGCUCAGCCAGCCAAGCGCAGCAGCCCCGCCAAGGAAAAGACGAGUGCUCACAGCAACCAGCCAAAAGGAAAACAUUUCCGAGCAACAGCCCACAUGCACAAACACCAUGACCUCUUUUUCGCGGCGCAACAACGCGCAAACAGGGGUGCUCCCAGCAAACAAAAGGACCUGCCCAGCCCUCCAAACCCUCCACAUCAAGGCGCUCGAAUACGGCCUGCGAGUGCCUAUCAACAACACGCCUCUGGGCAUACUGGAUCAGGCUGAAAACAUCAUUUAUAACCGGAUGCAUCGGCCAAUGAUUGCGCGGCUGUCGAUUAGUCAGCGGAGCUCGAGAAGAAGGGUUAUUACAUCUCCGCCAGUGCUGUCAUUGCUUCCAAUUGACAUUAUUGCUGAUGCCAAUUUAACCAGCGUGCCGGCCUUAUCUACCGCAUCCAUCAUACCUGUUCGCCCUCGGAGACACAGCCGGCGCAACUCGACUGGGUGCCUUGAGUUGACGCUUUUGUUAGAAAUGUGAAAGAUGUAGACAAUUGUACAAAUAUAUAUGUAAAGGUUGAGCUUUGCAGUCAAAACUUGAAUUAUUCUAGCCGAUGGCGUGAUCACAAAUGGCUCCUAUUUGAUUACCAUGAUUUGAUCGUGGAAUUUUAUUAUACCUUUAUUUUUUUACUUGAUCGCUGAUGGAAAAAUUUUUCUCGUUGGGAUGUGGAUUCAGCUUGAUGCAACUUUUUUUCUUCCUCGGUUGGCAAGUCGG
Messenger RNA from Kickxella alabastrina, 1008 nucleotides. RefSeq lists its product as uncharacterized. Lineage: Eukaryota; Fungi; Kickxellomycota; Kickxellomycetes; Kickxellales; Kickxellaceae. The record is from RefSeq and is a predicted model, not a curated record. The transcript has a single exon. Bases 160 to 774 code for a protein of 204 amino acids.